Xyrichtys novacula (pearly razorfish) is the source of this 2082-nucleotide messenger RNA. Lineage: Eukaryota; Metazoa; Chordata; Actinopteri; Labriformes; Labridae. The record is from the annotation of a GenBank genome assembly.
AUGGCACCAGAGGUGACGGAUGAUCAAUCAACCCAGAACCAGAACUCGGAUAAAGAUCAGAUUGAAUCUGGAAACAUCUCCACAAAGAGGCACCCAGAAGGCAUCCUAUCAGAUACCAGAACCAGAUCAGGUGACCUCUUUCAGUGUAAAGAAGUCCAAUCCCAGACAUCGUUUAAAGGAAGCUCGUUUCUCUCCACGAUCUCAUUUUCCGUAUCGCCAACCAGAGCGUACGACCGUAGGUGACGGCUAGGAUGAGGAUAAAUCGUGGUUUGUAUUCUGGGUCAGCUCUUUCUUCACCACAUUAGUUUUGGCGCCGCCCCAAUCUGAACAAGACUCCUUCACUUGGGGUCCCUCCAGAAACUGCCACCAUAAAGUGGUGAAGGUGAACCAGGGAAGUAUGAUGGCCUUUAGGGGCGGAUUGGUCCAGAUCUCCAAAUGAAGCAGACUCUAAGACCUGUCAUCGUUCUGCAUGUUGAUCAACAUCUCAGGUAUCACCGCCGUUCUCCAGCCUCCUCCAGGGGUCAAAGGUUCACCUACCAACAUCUCCCCUCUAUUGUAAUGAAAUCCAGGGACAUCCGGAAACAUCCAGGGGGUGCACCUGGUUGCGUGAUCACAGACGACAACUUGGUACUACUUAGUAGCAGCGCACGCCCCCCGUUUUAACGCCCCAGGACUGCGCGCAACGUGUUUACUCCUGCUUCCAACCUACUCAGCUACCGUAGUAACCGUUGUUCCUGCUACACGCAACAUUUCUGUUCUCAUUCAUAAAACGCUUAAAUCAGGGACAUUUCCGGGGACAGCUUCAGCCGGGGACAGGUCAUCAAAUACGGGGACUGUCCCCGGAAAAUCAGGGACACCUGGUCAUCUUACUCCAUUGGCUUAAGAACCAACAGCAUAGAUCUAACGCAGAAGCAUAAACUAGGCUUAAGAGUGUUUAAGAGCUCAGAGGUCAAAGACUCACUUCACCUGGAAGGAGGAGACCGGCGUGAACCCCUGUGUUGGUGUCCAUGUCUUUAAGAGUCACAUACAGUCUUAUGUUUGGACUUGUCAGUAUGUUGGUUCUGUGCUCGAGUUAAAACGCCACAAGGUUAAAAACAGACUGAGAGAACGUGGAAAAGUUCACAGUCAGAAUGAUUUCAGAUUUUUCACAUUUCCAGCACUUUCCCGUCAGAGGUAGCUCUCUCUCUCUCUCUCUUCACGCUGCGCGCCCACACUUCACCGCAGGUGCACAGCGGUUUGCUAACAUGUUAUUAGCUACCCGGGGUGCUCCUGCCACCUCCGGAUCUGCAGGUGAACUAACAAGUUUUUCUGCAUCUUCAGCUGAAUGGAGUGAACUGGAAAUGACCUGCAGCCUCUGUGUGACGCAGAGGAGCUGGUAAUGAUGAAGGGCAGAGCCAAGGAGAUAACCACACUUCUAAUUAAGGACAAUGGCCCUCUGGAGAUGGGCGCUGAUAUCUCACACUGUACUUUGUUCUGAAGCAUGUACUGCAUCAGGGACAGAAAUUAACAGGGUCUCCGGGCAAAAAUCUCCUUGAAAGUUCAGAGAUGUCUGUGAAAUUAAAGCUGAGGGGGAACAGUUCAUUAUGUUCGUCUUCUCUGAGGUUUCUUCCAUUUCUAGCAGUGGGAAAGAGUCUUUUCUUGAGUCGACGCAAGGAUCUGUGUUACCCUCUUUAUCGCCUCUUUUAUCCUGAAUUUUUUGGGGGCGCUGCGGUUUAAGCUCAUCCUUUCUUCAGAGGUGAUAGUCUUUAUUAUUGCACCUCCAUCAGUGAGUCCAUCCCCACCUCCUCCAUCACAGCCUGGGACGCUGCAGAUGCUGCUGAGGUCAAGAGCGGGCUGCAGCGUAUCAUCAGCUCUGCAGAGAGGGUGACCGGCUGUGACCUGCCAUAUCUGCGGGUCCUGAUGCCUCCAGGACCCCGAGGCGUGCAGAUAAGACUCCUCUCGCCGCUCUCAUCUCAGGCGCACUCUCUGAGACCCUCGCCUCAGGCAAAGGGGAGGUUCAUCAAGACCAGAACCUCUCGCCAUGAGAGCAGCUGCUCCUCCUUUGUUACAAACCUUAUUACUUUAUAUCGCUGUAUUAUUUAG